AUGUGGUGCGAUAAUUGUUUAUUAAUAUUUCCGAUACGAGCCGGAGCCAUAGCUCUUGCUUUGAUAAUGGCGUUGUAUCAAAUUGGAGGUGGCAUUUUUUUAUUUAAAUAUGGAGAUUUUUACUUUACAAAUAUUCCAGAAGCGUCAAUGUAUGGUGGUUACGCAAUGGCACAAGGUUCCUUAGCAUUAAUGGCAAUGAUUGGGUUUUCGUCUCGAUCAUUCGUUAUUUCUAGAUUUCUCCUCUUUGUAUAUCCUUUGAUAAUAUUAUUAGGAGCGGUCAGAGCAGGUGUAAUGACAUGGGAAUUGAAUCAUUAUGAAGAUAGGAUUAUAUGGACAUGUAAUAAUGGAGGAGUGAAAUGGGCUGACGCAAAUAAUCCAAAUUAUAAAGCUCCUCCUGCCUUAUAUGAUAAUCCAAGGUUACCAAAUGGAUUUUGUAAAAUUGGUGUUAAAACCUUGGCUAAUACUUUUGCUUUCAGUUUUGUAAUUGAUUUUAUAUUAAUGUGCUACUUUUGUUUCCUAAUUUGGCGGUUUAAUGUUAAAUUGCAUCAUUAUCCAUUCCAAAAGGGUGAAUACGUGUACCCUCAGUGA
Molecule: messenger RNA, 588 nt
Organism: Funneliformis geosporum
Lineage: Eukaryota; Fungi; Glomeromycota; Glomeromycetes; Glomerales; Glomeraceae
Source: the annotation of a GenBank genome assembly